AGACAGGCUGUCUCUGUCCCCAGCCACUUGCUUGACUGCUGUCUUCACAGCCAUGUCCCCAGGGUGGCUGGCUCUCGCCCUCCUGAGUGUGCUAGAUGCGUGGACCCAGGCCUUCAAUGCCCGGCUGGUCAAGUGUUUCGAGGACCCCCAGUAUGAGGAGCUACUGCAGCUGGCUCGGAGUGGGCUGUGGCGCACAGCCAACAGCAAAGAGGUGGUGGUCAUCGGGGCAGGCAUGGCUGGGCUCACUGUGGCCAAGACCCUGCAGGACGCUGGCCACCAGGUGACUGUGCUGGAGGCCACAGGGCGUGUGGGUGGCAGGAUAGAGACGCACCGGGUUCCUGGAGCGGAUUGGUACAUAGAGCUGGGCGCCAUGAGGAUCCCUGUGAACCACAGGCUGACUCAGGAGUUCAUCCAGAAGUCCAAGCUGAUCCUCACAGACUUCUGCUCCUGCAACAACCAGACGUGGGUGCUGGUGAACAGGGUGCGGCAGCGCCUGGGGGCUGUGCAGGCCAACCCUGACCUGCUGGGCUACAAGGUCAGACCCCACGAGGCAGGGAAGACGGCGGAGCAGCUCUUCGAGGAGUCCCUGAGGAAGGUUGAGGAAGAGCUGAAGAGCAGCAGCUGCAGCCAGGUGCUAGAGAAAUACGACUCCUUCUCCACCAAGGAGUACCUGAUCAAGGUGGGGAACCUGAGCCGCGGCGCAGUGCAGAUGAUAGGGGACCUGCUCAACGCUGACUCCGGCUACUACGAGGCCUUCACGGAGACGCUACGAGGCUUCAUCAUCUUCUUCCAUGAGCCCCGGUUCCAUGAGAUCAUCGGGGGCUUUGACCAGCUGCCCCAGGCCCUGCACGACGCCCUGCGGCCGGGCACCGUGCGGCUGCACUCCCCGGCAGAGGAGGUGGAGACCUCUGGGGACCGCGUCCACGUCACCUACCGCACGCCCGACCCUCUGCGCCCCAGGGCGCGCCUGACCGCAGACUUCGUGGUGGUGGCCACCACCGCCAAGGCCGCCCGGCUACUCCGAUUCCGGCCGCCCCUGUCCCUCAGCAAAGAGGACGCGCUGCGCCUGGUCCACUACAACAGCGCCACCAAGGUGAUCCUGGCCUGCAGCCAGCGCUUCUGGGAGCGCGACGGCAUCUACAGUGGCAGGUCCGUCACCGACCGGCCCUCCCGCUUCAUCUACUACCCCAGGCACGUCUUCCCCAAUGGCACGGGCGUCAUCCUGGCCUCCUACACCCUGGACGACGACGCCACGUUCUUCUCGGCCAUGGACCCCGCGCGGGUGGUGGACAUCGUGCUGGAGGACCUGGCCGCUGUGCACAACCGCCCCAAAGAGGAGCUCAGGGCCCUCUGCUCCUACUCCUCCGUCAAAAACUGGGGCCGCGACCCCUACUCCAUGGGCGGCUUCACCUUCUUCACCCCCUACCAGUAUGUGGACUAUGCCAAGGAGCUCAGCCGGCCGGAAGGGCGGGUCCACUUCGCGGGCGAGCACACGGCCCUGCCCCACGGCUGGAUCGACACAGCCAUCAAGUCUGGGCUUAGGGCGGCCCGGAACAUCCAGGCGGCUGCGGAUCUGGAAGGGCAAGGGGGCACCGAAUGGCCCCCCUCCAAAAGCGAGCUGUAGCCAGUGUACGAGCACCAGUGAGUCCGGUCGCCUGGAUUCACCAGAAAAGCCCAGAACUUCCUAUCUCGCCUCAUCCUGUCCUCCGCCCAAAGGUGCCAGACGAGGGAACUAAGGCCAGGGAUGGAGUCCCUGGGACAUUAACUACCCAGCACCACAGCACCUCAACAACAAGAAUGUGUAAGGUAGUCAUUAAACCAGUAAAGCGUUUGUUGAAGCUAA
Messenger RNA from Cavia porcellus (domestic guinea pig), 1843 nucleotides. Its product is annotated as L-amino-acid oxidase-like. Gene Ontology annotation, molecular function: L-amino-acid oxidase activity. Lineage: Eukaryota; Metazoa; Chordata; Mammalia; Rodentia; Caviidae. The transcript has 6 exons. The record is from RefSeq and is a predicted model, not a curated record. Gene Ontology annotation, biological process: amino acid catabolic process. Bases 53 to 1624 code for a protein of 523 amino acids.